AUGGCAGAUUCAAUCUGGCUCUACAACCCCUCCCUCGCCCUCUCCAUCCUCUUCACCGUCCUCUACACCAUCCCAACAACCAUCCAACUCUACCAGACGACUGUCAAAUACAAAGCCCACUACUUCCUCGUCGUUUCCAUCGGCUGCUGUCUCGAGCUCGGCGGCUACGUCGCACGCUGUGUUUCCAUCCAUCACCCCUCUGAAAUCCCACCCUACGCAACACAAUCUUCCCUCAUAAUAAUAGCACCCAUCUUCUUCGCCGCAGGCAACUACCUCUUAAUAACCCGUCUCUGUCCCCCAUCCCUACCGCGCAUUUUCCGCAUCCCGAUCCGGAACCUGACGAGGAUAUUCGUAUCCUGCGACGUAGUCUUGUUCCUAAUUCAAGCUUCCGGUUCCGGGAUUGCCGCGAGCGGGAAUUGGGAGGGCAGGAUCACGAUGGUGGGGAAGGAUGUUUUGAUUGUGGGGUUGGCGAGUCAGUUGGUGACUUUUGUGUUUUUUGUGGGGAUUGUGGUGAGGGUUCACUCUCUGGCAAAGGGGAAGGAGGGGGAGGGGGGGAUGGGGUGGAAGAGGGUGUUGUGGGCGGUUUAUGGGUCGUCGGGGUUGAUUAUUAUACGCUCAACUUAUCGAUUGAUCGAGUUCGCUUUGGGUAUUCGUGGGUACCCGUUUACGCAUGAUUGGACGUUUUGUGUGUUUGAGUCAGUGCCGAUGUUGGGCGCGGUGGGGGUUUUUUGUGUUUGGCAUCCUGGCGCGUAUUUUGGGCCUGGUAAGAAGCGUGGUUUCAGAGACGGAGGGGAGAUACAGAUGGAUGGCAGGACUUCGCCGGUGGUGUGA
Messenger RNA from Mollisia scopiformis, 831 nucleotides. RefSeq names its product putative RTA1 domain protein. Lineage: Eukaryota; Fungi; Ascomycota; Leotiomycetes; Helotiales; Mollisiaceae. The record is from RefSeq and is a predicted model, not a curated record. The coding region runs from base 1 to 831 and encodes 276 amino acids. The transcript has 3 exons. Gene Ontology annotation, cellular component: membrane.